UGAGGCUCAGCCCAUUUCCAAUUUCCAAGUCGCAGGUUCAGUAACCUAGCCUUCUCCUGAAUCUGUUUCAUUAUUUCGUCGUCUUCUCAUCAAGGAAAUAAUCAAUUUUGAUUUAUGCGACAAUUGCUUCUCCAGUCUGAACAUCACCUCACUACAUCCUGGAGAAACAAUCAUUAGCUGGAGGCUUCGGCGCAACUUCUCAGCUCAUCCGUUCAGACGGGCUCCAGCACUCCGGGCCGCAGCAACCGCAACCAUCUUCAGGCAAGGGAGCCACUACACGAAGCUUCCAGAUUUAAUAACUAGUACAUCAUUCCACUAAAAGACAACAUCAUACACGUUCAUGCAAUGUCGGCCCCGAGAACCAAACGUCAAUUUGCAGGCGCAGCAAGCGAUCCCGCCCAGCGCCAGAUAACGUCCUUCUUCACCUCAUCCAGCUCCUCCUCCCCCCCAUCCUUCGGCACAUCAACCCCCACCACACCUCGUUUCUUCGACGCCUCCGAAUCAACCAUACAAUCCAACCUCCUAUCAGUAGGCAUGCGCGUGCGCAAAGCCGUGCCGGAAGGCUACAAAACAGGAUGUUACAGCGCCUUCGCCCUAUGGGACGACAACAAUACCACCGCCAGUAACAGCACCACGAUGCAGAACAACAGCGACGUCGGCCGCUCGCGUGCAAAUGCCAUCUCGGCGCCACGGGAGCUCACCCCCUUUUGCGGCAUUCACCGCAUUGGCGGGAUGGCCGUACAGCCGCCCCACGACGACGAGACUUUAUUGGCCCCGCUUCCGAAUAUUACCAUAGACCAUGUGGACAAGAACAUGGAUUAUGUACCGGGCUUGACGCUCAGCCAAGAGUCCGCUGUGUCUACCGACUCGAACCUGUCAGCGAGCAACUCGCGGAAGCGCUUCUUCACUGAGGACGAGGACGAGAAUGAGACGGCAUCCCAGAUGGUUCCUGGGCGGCUGAACUUGAAUUUCGCACAACUGCCCAGCUGGGAGGACGGACAGGUAAGUCCGCGGAGUUUAACCCCGACCGGUUGGGCCAACAGCAGGGUGUUUGCUCAACCGCGGAAAAGAGGUGUUCUACAGGGCAAGCCUACAGAUGGGGCGCUUGGGCAGGAGAAUGUUAUGAUCGUCGAUGAGGACUUCGAGGAGGCUAGCUUCCUGGUGGAGAUGCGUGAUGCGCAAUGAGCGAGUCAAGGAGCCGAAGGGCGUAGCGGUACGAUGGAGGUUUGAUUUUGAGCGAUAUUGCACGAGAAUGGCGUUCAGGGGUUCUCAAUAUGGGACGUGUCACAACAUGGGAUGUGUGGAUGACUGGGCUUUCAGGUCAACGGGACCUCUGCUGCGCCCUUGGACCGUACUGUGUGCUAUACUUGUGACCGGAUUCGCUGCAUCCAUAUUAGUGCUGUAUGUUUUGUUCUCUUGCUAUACUGGCUAAACCGUCGGUGUACAAAUGAAUUUAUUAC
Messenger RNA from Pseudomassariella vexata, 1460 nucleotides. Its product is annotated as ribonucleotide reductase inhibitor-domain-containing protein. The record is from RefSeq and is a predicted model, not a curated record. NCBI's taxonomy places the organism in Eukaryota, Fungi, Ascomycota, Sordariomycetes, Amphisphaeriales, Pseudomassariaceae. Gene Ontology annotation, molecular function: ribonucleoside-diphosphate reductase inhibitor activity. Gene Ontology annotation, cellular component: cytoplasm; nucleus. Bases 346 to 1185 code for a protein of 279 amino acids. The transcript has a single exon.